Messenger RNA from Linum trigynum, 3347 nucleotides. Lineage: Eukaryota; Viridiplantae; Streptophyta; Magnoliopsida; Malpighiales; Linaceae. The record is from the annotation of a GenBank genome assembly.
ACCAUUUUCAUUUAAAUACGUAUUAUUUAAUACCGUAUUAACUAUUAUACUUAAUUGACCAUUUUCCAUCCCGAGCUAGGGUGGGUCCCGAGCGGGACCCACCAUUUAACCCUAUGCCUCCACCCCUGAUUGUGUAUGUUUGCAAAGGUUCGAGGAAGGUGCUGAAAGGCGUGAAGCGUGAGACCUUGUAUGCAUUACAAGGGUUUGUGUUGUCAGGUUCUGUUGUUGUUGCGGUUCAUCAAUAAGAUAUGAGCACUCUGUCACACGAGAUUGUGUCAUAUGAGUGAAUGAGGGAUGCGAGUUAAUUUAUCAAGUUUUUCUAAAUACAAAAUUAUAUCAUUAUGAUUUAAAAAGCUAACAAAUUAUUUUAUCGUGUAUAUUUUUUCUAAAUGGACCCACCCUCGACAAAAUUCUGGCUACGCCCCUGUACACAACUCCACCUUUUCCGUUGAAACUGAGACUCUUGAUGUCGAGUAGACUCAAGGAGAUUAGAUUCUUCGUCAUUUGUGAAACAUGCCUGACUUCGUCUAUGGUACAGAACGAACCAUCAUGUGUCUAAAUCUUGGUAGACCCAAUUCUAACCACCUUGAAGACAACUCCAUCGGCCAUAACCACCUUACCACCAUCUAUUUGCUCGUAGGUUGAGAAUCAAUCCCUAUUCAAGGACGUAUUAUAUGAGGUUGCAGUAUCUAGAAAUCACAUAUCGUCAUGAUGUGUCUUCUCAUCUACAACCAAUGCGAGAUCAUCUUCUGAACUGUUGUCCACUACAGCCACGACAGUUGAACCUUGGUUCUUCUGAUUCCCUCUCUUUCUGGGACAUUUGUACUUCCAAUACCCCACUUCCUUACAGAUAUAUGACAGACAUCGCUUGACGGCGGACAGUAACCCGAAUACAUAUUCUCGUAAUCUGUCUAAGGGAACCAAAUAUACAAAUCUUUUUUUUUUACAAGACAAAUAUACAAAUCUUAACUAAAACCAACAAUCUAAACUAAGUAUAAAUUUGUAUUAUAGACAAUGAGCCGAUAAUUAUGACUAUGAAAUCCAUGUUAAUUAAUUUUAAUCGGAUUGUAUUAAAUCUUCACUAUAUGAAUGAAUACUUGGAAUCAAUAAAAAUCUCAAAAUUUCUAAAAAUAUAAUUUAAUCUAAUUAAAUAUUUUGGGCAGGCUACAAGCUAAUUAUUAUUAAUCUCUCGCGCCUGUUUUGACGCGGUUCGCGGGUCUUGUUUUUGGGUUGGUUUGUUCUUUAGUCAGCAACCUAAAAAUAUCUUCAACAGCAUCCCUCUUUUCUUACGAUCCCCAAAAACCCUAACCCCAAAUUUAGACUCUUCUUCUUAUUAUUACAACCUGAUUCCGAGCCGCCUGUUUCUAAUUAGAUUGUAAUUUAAUUAAUUAAAAACCUUCCUCGUUGAAAUUUCUUUCAACUCCAAUAGCCAAAAAAAAAAAAAAAAAGGAAGAACAGAAAACGAAGAAAGAAAGAAGACGAGAGUUUUCCGAUCGCCCAAAUUCCAUCCAACAACUAACUACCGCUUCCCUGAUUUCUCAUCUCCUUCCCCAAUUGAGAAAUUCGUUCUGCCCAUAUCUGUAAAUCCGUCCCUAGUAGCCAUUCCUGUUUUCUUCUCUCCCCGUUUUUCCAGUUUCCGUUUCCCUCUUCGCCCAAUCGGAAUCGUCGCCAUUUUGUUUUUCCUCAUCGGAAGAAAAACCCAGAUGGGUCACCAGGAGCACGAAUCCAAUUCCUACAGCAUCAUCUCCAGCUCCUCGUGGCUCGAAAUCCGGCUCUUCUACGUCCGGAUCACCCCUUGCGUCACCGACACCGUCCCCGACCAUCUAACCCUCCGCCAUCUCCGCCGCGAGAGCAGCACCCCGCUCGAGAUCAACGGCUCCAGGAUCCCCGCCGUCGACUCGGCCUGCGUCAACCUCCGCCGGGACCGCCUCAACAAGGACUCCUCCGAGGUCACCUACGUCAGCACGGACACCGUCCGCGUCACGGGGGCGCUGGAGUUCGAGGUCCUGGAGAACGCCGAGCUCCUCCUCUGCGGCUCCUUCGAGAGGAUGGAGUCGGCCUGGGGGAACGGCGCCGUCGGCACGGAGAACGAUUCCAAGACCGGGUGGAGCAUGGAGUGCUACGUCGCGGCCUCCGUCGGGGAAGGGAGCUCGCUGUUCUUCCAGCCGCGGAUGGGGGUGUCGGCUCCGGCAAUCGAGGUUUACAUCGCCGGCUGCUGUGGCGGUGUGCCGGUCAUAUUGACCAAGACGAUUAUGGUCAGCCCCAGGAAGAAGGUGUCCAGGCAUGCCGCCCUGGAUGCGAUUCCGGAAGAUGAAGAGAUGGAGAAGGAGGAGGAGGAGGGGGAGAAUGAGCGGAUUGACGGCGGCAGCAAUCCCUUGUCGCCUGGCCUGCGAAAAGUCCCGAGUAGCGGAUCAGAAGAUGAAGAAGACUAUGAACCAGACAUGAAAAUUGGAACCAGAUACUACCCUGAUCAGGACAUGUAUUAUGGUGAGGAUGGCCAGCUCUCUUGGUUUAAUGCUGGUGUUCGAGUUGGUGUUGGGAUUGGCCUUGGCAUGUGUGUUGGGAUGGGAAUUGGGGUUGGACUGCUGAUGCGUUCGUACCAAGCAACUACCAGGAACUUUAGGCGGAGGUUCUUCUGAGCGCAUUUGCUUCCCCAUUUGAUUAAACAAGUGAAGUCAAAUUCCGGAUGAAUAAACAGAAGGUUAUCUUGCAGAACUGGAUAUAACUUUCUGUCGGGUACCUUGAGAUUUGUGGAGAGUGAAAUAAGAGCAAGAAGGUUUAUGUCACAAGAAUACAGAGUUUUGGUAGAUAAAAUGGGAGUUGCUGUACAGUAUUUUUCUCUUCAGUAGAGUGUCCUACAAUCUUCCUCAACGAGGAAGCUCGAAUGCUAGUCAAGAAGGAUCUCCAUGCUGUGACCCUGCUGCUACUUGCUGAACUUUUUCAUUGGUGAGAGGUGUGAAUGCAGGUUUCGUCUGCACCAUUUGAGAGCAGUAGAGUUCUGAUCACUCCUGGAACUGGAAGAACUGAACAUGAUAUAGUUGGCUCGAGUGUUCGUGCAGAAGCGAGUUUGCUUCACAUACUUAGCUACUUCUUUGAGUCUUGUAGAAUAUUUGUGGUGUUGUUGUCACCCUUCUGUUUUUCCUCCCAAUCUGGCUUUGUAUUUACCCUUUCUUUUUUUCUUGAUUUUGGGCUCCUUUUCCAGAAAGCGUGGCAGUUUUAGGUUUUCCUUGUAAAAACGAACUCCUGCUUUUUGCUAUAAUCUAACAUUCGAUUCAUUUGUUUGAAAACAUGCAAGGGUAUAUUUAUUAAUACGACGUAAAUAACACAAAUAUAGCGUGAAUAACACA